Messenger RNA from Seminavis robusta, 1794 nucleotides. NCBI's taxonomy places the organism in Eukaryota, Bacillariophyta, Bacillariophyceae, Naviculales, Naviculaceae. The record is from the annotation of a GenBank genome assembly.
GCUCGAUUCGACUUUUUGCUGCGGGACAACAACUGGCAAGGAUAUCACUUCGGGGGGGCGGUCGCUCGUUGGCUGUCAUGAUGCGAAGCAAGAUGCUUGUGUUUGGUGCACCGAGGUGCGGGCACCAAUAGCAGCACACCCCACACCCCGGCCCGUUCCAGCUCGAGCCUUGGAGUUCGGAAAUCGACCCGAGCACCGUGCCAGUCAUCGCCCUUGAAUGAUAUCUCGGCUAGCUAGUGUAUGGCCUGCAGCCAGCCCGAUACGCACGUAUGUGGCUGAACAAGACUUCAACACCUUUGAUCUGAUGAGCGAGACUUCAAAAAGACAUCCAUGCAUUGAAGUCGCCCAGUCACAGAGCCCUGGCAAGCAACGCGCACACAAGUCUUGUACAGUCACAGACCAUGCAAGUCUUUUGCUGUGUGGCUGUACUGUACAUGCAUGACAAAAGCCACCUCAUUACUGCUCGCAUGCAUGCAUGAUCGAGUGUGCUGCCCGAGUGUGUCGAGACGUGUGGAGCGGGUCCACCACGAGCAACAAGUGAGUCGCAGCUGGCACGAAGUUGUAGGUGUGACGCGGCCCAGAUGCCCGGAACGAAUCAGAAUUCAGAAUUCCGAAGGGUUGAGACAGAAGGUGUCCAUUUGACACGCUUCUGCUUCCUCCGAAGGAUCCAUGGCUGUCAGCUGCAUUGGCUUCUUUUGGACGAUUUUCUGUUCUUGCUUCUUUCCUUGCCGAGCGAUCGAGAAGAAGCCAACAGAGGAGACAUCAUUACUGUCAUAAAAAAAAAUACAAAUUCCGACUCUACUUUGGCAAACCAACCACACUACCAUGCCGCUCCAUCUCUCCUCUAUUCCCUGCCUGCUAAUGGCUCUGGUUGUGUUGUCCAGCCAUUUUUGUGGUUCCAUGGCAUUUGCUCCCACCACUGGUACCAGUAGUAUGAGUACCAAUAAGCCGAGUGUCAUUGGCAUGGCACCCCUCAUUUCGCCCACCACCACCACCAUGUCUGCCAUUACUACUACUACUAACAGUAUGAGUGAAGAAGCGUCUCCCCGUAAACACGAACAAGCACGUCAAGAUUGGAUUGAACGUUCGGUGUCAUACUACAGCAAGGUGAUGCGAGAAGAACGUCGUCGCACUAUUGGACAGUUGCCGGAUGUUGUUGUUGACACUCCUCAGUAUCAAGAAGAAUUUGUCUUGUUGGCCAAGAAACACUACUUUGCCAUUCGCAAGGUCAAGGAUGGAAAAUUCACACAGGCAGAAACCCUCUAUCGCAAAAUCAUUGAAGAAAUUCUGCACAACACGGAUGAACAAGAAUGCGAUCACGCCAAAUUGGCCGUCACCACACUGUUACUGGCGUUACUCACCAAACGCAUGGGUGAUCCAAAGAAAACACGAUCUGUCUUUUUGCAAUUCUUUCGCAUUGCCGUACUGGAACGAGAAGGCGAUACCGAAUGUGCCUGUUCCGCCAAGGUGCUACAGGCAUAUGCACUCUUUGAAAUGCAACAGGGAAACUCGUUCAAGAGUGUCGAACUCGUCAAGAAAGCACUCGAUUUUGACAAGACAUUGGCACCCGUCUUGAAAUGGAAACAAUUCCGAGAUGCACAACAUGGAAAACUCAAAAGUAGACGACAACAACAACAACACCACCACCAACGAUCAUUUGCCACGCAAACGCCGGCUCCGUAGUCUCUCUUUGUCUUGCGACUGCUGGCUGGUGAAAAUGUUCCGAUGAUAUUAUUAUUAUUAUUAUUAGACCCAUAGAAACCGUAACUCAAAAAAAGACAUUCCAUUACCUUG